Messenger RNA from Macaca mulatta (Rhesus monkey), 4303 nucleotides. It is a transcript of the gene KLF11, whose product is annotated as KLF transcription factor 11. Gene Ontology annotation, biological process: regulation of transcription by RNA polymerase II. Lineage: Eukaryota; Metazoa; Chordata; Mammalia; Primates; Cercopithecidae. The record is from RefSeq and is a predicted model, not a curated record. Gene Ontology annotation, molecular function: DNA-binding transcription factor activity, RNA polymerase II-specific; RNA polymerase II cis-regulatory region sequence-specific DNA binding.
ACUCCUCCCUGAGCUGAAGGCUGCGGCGACGCAAAUAAACAGCAUAGUUCCUGCUCUCCAUGAACCUGGCGCUGCAAAUGUGGGCAAACCACACCAAGAGACGCCAGCAACCGAAAUAUAGGGAGAAAAAAAAAGGUGCCCUGGACACCAGGCUAGAUCUCUCCUGCAGGCUCGAGGACUGCCCGGAGGGGGCGGCGUUUUCUCGGGGCCUGGGAAGAAUGAGCGGGUUUCAGCGGGCGUCUUUUGGGUGACUGCCCGUCUCGGCUUCCCCUGACCCCGUAACAGAGCGGAAGAGGCCCAGAGACGCCAGAGGAGGGGCAUCAGCGGACACUCAGGCCGAGAAGCUCUGACUCCGGGUGUCUGCAAAAAUGACCGGAUGCAAGAAUGUCGCCUAGAACCAGCCAGCUUUCCGACCUCUCAGGUCAUGGGCUCACUCCAAAGAAACGAAGGGAGAGUGACAGAAAUAAAAACAACGAAAGCCGGGUUGAAGCCUCUAGGUUGACAUCAUGGACAUAUGUGAGUCCAUCCUGGAGAGGAAGCGGCAUGACAGCGAAAGGUCUACGUGCAGCAUCUUGGAGCAGACAGACAUGGAAGCUGUUGAGGCUCUUGUUUGUAUGAGCUCCUGGGGUCAAAGAUCCCAGAAAGGUGACCUGUUGCGGAUAAGACCUCUCACGCCUGUCUCUGAUUCUGGGGAUGUCACCACCACUGUGCAUAUGGAUGCAGCCACACCUGAACUACCAAAAGACUUCCAUUCUUUAUCAACUCUGUGCAUAACGCCUCCUCAGAGCCCUGAUCUCAUGGAGCCAUCGACAAGGACACCUGUUUCUCCCCAAGUAACAGAUUCCAAAGCAUGCACAGCCACAGACGUCCUCCAGUCCUCUGCCAUAGCGGCCACAGCGCUGAGCCGGGGCGCCGAGAGGGACUUGCUGGGUUUGGAGGCAGUGCCCAGCUCUCCCUGCAGGGCCAUGGGGACCAGUGUGAUCCGACACACUGGGGAGAGCCCUGCUGCCUGCUUUCCCACCAGCCAGACUCCAGAUUGCCGGCUUCCUGACAGCAGAGAAGGAGAAGAGCAGUUUCUGGGACACUUUGAAACUCUACAGGACACACACCUCACAGACACUUUACUCAACACUAACUUGGUGUCCUGUCAGCCCUGCUUGCACAAGUCUGGUGGCCUGCUCCUCACUGACAAAGGCCAGCAGGCAGGGUGGCCUGUUGCAGUUCAGACUUGCUCACCAAAGAAUUAUGAAAAUGACCUGCCCAGGAAAACCACUCCUCUGAUUUCUGUCUCUGUCCCUGCUCCCCCUGUCCUUUGCCAGAUGAUCCCCGUGACUGGACAAAGUGGCAUGUUACCAGCUUUUUUGAAGCCCCCUCCCCAGUUGUCUGUGGGGACUGUGAGACCCAUCCUAGCUCAGGCUGCUCCAGCGCCUCAACCUGUGUUCAUGGGACCUCCGGUGCCUCAGGGAGCUGUGAUGUUGGUCCUGCCCCAGGGAACCCUCCCUCCGCCUGCCCCCUGUGCAGCCAGUGUCAUGGCUGCCGGGAAUACCAAGUUGUUGCCCCUCGCCCCUGCUCCAGUGUUCAUCGCCUCUAGCCAAAACUGUGUCCCUCAGGUAGACUUCUCCCGAAGGAGGAACUAUGUUUGCAGCUUCCCAGGUUGCCGGAAGACCUACUUCAAAAGUUCCCACCUUAAGGCCCAUCUUCGCACUCACACAGGGGAGAAGCCUUUCCACUGCAGCUGGGAUGGCUGUGAUAAAAAGUUUGCUCGUUCGGAUGAGCUAUCUCGCCACCGCAGAACUCACACAGGGGAGAAGAAGUUUGUGUGCCCGGUGUGUGACCGACGUUUCAUGCGCAGUGACCACCUGACGAAGCAUGCCCGGCGCCACAUGACGACCAAGAAGAUCCCAGGCUGGCAGGCAGAGGUUGGCAAGCUGAACAGAAUCGCCUCUGCAGAGAGCCCAGGGAGCCCACUGUUCACCAUGCCAGCCUCUGCCUGAAAGGUCCCCUGGGAUAUCACUCAUGGGGUUUUUAAAAACCUUCUUUUCAGGAAUUUCUCUCCCACUGCCUCACCCCCAAAAAAAAAUGGUCUUGGGGAACUAGGGGAAGAUCGGGGAGCUGGUUUUGAUGAAAGUAUGUUAACUUUCCUUUCCACUUGGGACCCUGUUCAGUAUCUUUUGUAGUUUCAGAAGAUUUUUUGUUUUGUUUUUUUAAAGAAAUGGUAGAAAAUUUGAUAAUCUAAAUCACCAGCAUUCAAACAAAUAUUUCGGCAAUAAAGUUUACAAAAUGGAUUUUUACGACCUUUCUAUUGAUGUUUUGUAGAAAUAAGACAGGGUACUAAUUUUUAUACUGUUUUUUAUAAAAAUAUUUAUAUUGUUGGUGCUCAAAUCACCAAUUUCUAGCUAGAUCAUUUUGCAACCUUCUUUUCAGCAUUUAAUAACAAAGUUUUUAAAAAUGACCCAUCUUUUAGUAAACUUGACAUGUUAUUCCACCAAAAAAAAUCACAAGUUAUCUGGCCUUUGAGAUCUUUUUGGAAUUGGACCUGGUUGAAUAAGGACCUCAUAAAAGGGAAAAAUAAAUUUUGCAGUCAGCUUCUUCAUAACAUUGUCAAGGAAAUUCUAGGCAAUCAUUCCUGUCACCCAAGAACUAGAAUUUUGGUUGACUGGAACUAGUGAGCUGUGUCCCUGGUGUGUCAUGAAGGAUGGACCCCAGCAAGUAACGUGAGCCACUGGGCAGAUCCCAGGGACCAGUACUUGCUGCAGGAUCUAGUCUGUGUGUAAUAGUCUUGGCCAUGGCUCUGCUGAAAGCAAGCCAUUCAGUUUCUUGUUUGUACCUAAAACACCAAAAAAGAUAAACACUGAAAUCCAGCCGCUUUGUCCAUGGUCAGUUGACUCCUUUUGCUGUGGCUGCAUCCAUACUGCAUUGUGGGUAGAGUAACUUCCCAGAAAAAAAGGAAAUGUCUGCAGUGGUUGGAUGAACUUUCUGCCAGAGUACAGCUUAGCUGAGGUGAGAUUCAUGUGCAGGCAGGCAGUGCCAAGAUUCUGCUGCUUUUGUUUGCCAAAUACUAGAAAUGCAAGGAAAUGCAAGUUACGCUAAAUGGCGGUAAUACUAGCCAACUGCGUUUCUGUUCAUUUUGUUUGAAGGAAACUUUUUUGACCAAACAGAAUAUUACUUGGUGGUGUGUUUUACAGUCUACCUAGAAAAUGGACGUUUUUCAACUGUGUGAGCACGUCAUAGAUAAACGAGAGAAUGUGGCCGCCUGUGUUCAAGAAGCCACUGACACUGGUUUUUGUUAAACAUUGGAAGUUCAGGCAAUGGAAUAAAUGUAGGAACAUACAGAACAUUGCACUAAUUUAAUUUGGUGGCCUGGGAAUUUUUUUUAUUGUGCAGUAUGUAUUUAAAUUUUGUCUGUGUUAAUUAUUGGCAUUUACCUUUAUUAAAAUGAUGGUAAGGUGGAAUAUUGAGUAAAAUUAGGUUUUGUGUUUUAUUUUUUGUAGUCUGAUAAAAUCUCCACCUGGUCAUUCAUUGUAUGUUACUUGAUACCCAUUAACUUGCCCCUUAGUAUCAGCUGUUACUUGGCACACAUGUGUUUUUCAGAGGUUUUCAGUUUGGACACUCCAUAGGUGAGUGUCCUGUCAUCGUGAGACAGUGCAGUUGCUGUCUUAUGUUGUGCAUAGUUCGUGUUUCCUCACCACCCAGUCCUUUCUCCUGCUCAUCAAAAUAAGCAUAAACAUUUUUGUACACUAUAAAUGGCAUCAAAUUUGGAUAUUUUUCUUAAUUAUGACAUGCAAGGUAGUGUUAGUCCUGCUAGUAUUCUGGUGGAUAAGGUCUUUUGAGUAUUUGGUUGCUUGUCACAGAACAUUCUCCAAGUAGUACUAUUUCUAAAGAAGAGAUACAGGUUGAAAAUGGUUUUAAUUUACACUUCCAUUUCCUGAUUACAUUUGGAAAUACUUUGUGUAAACCAUCCCCCUUCCACCUCCAUUUGUCUGUUGAAAGAUUUUAAGUUGGAAACAGUUCCUGUCUGAAAACUAUUCUGAGAACCACAAACCUUGUGUGUGGAUUCAGCAUGGAGCCCUUCAGCUGGCGGCUGUGGGUGCUGAUGGCCGCUGGAGAGGCGGGCUCCCCUCGUGCACUUUAUUGCCUGGGCAGUUUUGCUUGAUCUUUUGUGACUUUGAGCCUUUUAAGUAGUUUGAAUAAGACUUAAAAUGUUUCAUAAUUAUGUUUUAUGUAACAGACUUUGACAUUAUUUAAAUGAGUAUGUAAUGUAACUUUUUUCUUUGAAUCAUAUAAAACUUGAUUUUAAACUGGA